AUGGCGCAGGAACACCGCCACCGCGACCGCGACAUCGAGGCGGAGAUAGAGCGGAUCAAGAACCUGCCGGAAGAGGAGAAGCGGAAGCUGGACGAGCGCGCGCGCAACGGGGAGGUCGUGGUGCCCGGGGGAACCGGCGGGAAGUCGCUCGAGGCCCAGCUCCACCUCGCCGAAGGCCGCCACAAGGGCGGCAUCCACCGCCGUGAGGAGCUGGGGCACGAGGGGUACCACGAGAUGGGGAAGAAGGGCGGCCUGGCGCGGUCGGGGGAGGACCCCGAGCAGAGGGCCCAGGAGGAGGGCAUUCACAUCGACGAGUCCAAGUUCCGGAAGUCGUGAUCCUAGGAUGGUCUGCGUCGGUGUGAGCUGUAGAUUGAGGCACUAGAAACGAAGGCACCAGUCAAGCAGAGCGCAAUUCGUGAUUUGCUAACGGGUCUGCAGCCGUGAAGGAUCAAUGAUAGGUGUUAAUUAGUCGAGGAAGGGCCAGAUCCUGCAAGUUUACAGGAAAUGCGGGUCUUAGUCUGCUUUUGUGAGGCCUGGAUUUCUGGGCGCUAGAAGAGGGAAAAGGUUUGUUUGGGCAGAGAGCCCUCGCGUCCGGCUGCUCAAGUGCUCUGUAAAGUCUGCAGCGGUGAUAGAUCGUCAGAGUCGGACGGAUUCGUCGUAAAGUCUCGAUGUGGAGCGGAUGGGAUGUAGAUGUUAUGCAUUAACCUUUGGUUUUGGUUUCAUUGAACAGCACAGUGGUCUCGUUCGACUUCAGCCCACAUGAAGCGGAUUCGUGACUGCCAGAUAAAGUUCUUAAUCAAUGCAAACAGAAUGC
Messenger RNA from Klebsormidium nitens, 814 nucleotides. The record is from the annotation of a GenBank genome assembly. NCBI's taxonomy places the organism in Eukaryota, Viridiplantae, Streptophyta, Klebsormidiophyceae, Klebsormidiales, Klebsormidiaceae.